Molecule: messenger RNA, 870 nt
Organism: Cucumis sativus (cucumber)
Lineage: Eukaryota; Viridiplantae; Streptophyta; Magnoliopsida; Cucurbitales; Cucurbitaceae
Product: zinc finger protein 4
Exons: 1
Coding region: 147-707 (186 amino acids)
Source: RefSeq, a predicted model, not a curated record
ACAACAAUAAUAACUCCACUUGUAACUCAAGCCAUUACUUCCCUUCUUCCAUAGAUUCUUUAAGUUUUCCUUCCCCCAUUUAUAUUAAACUCCAGAAUUAAGCAAUGCAACUUUGAAACUCCCUGUUACCCUUUAAUUUAUUCUUCAUGAAUUUUCCCUACAAACAAGCACAACAAGAUGACUCAAGUGGGACAUCCAUCCAAUGCAACCCAGAUGAUAACUUAGGCCAAUUAUUGAGUUUAGGCCUCGUCCGAUUCGACGAUGGCCACCCGGCAUCAAACACCUCUUUCUCUGAGACCAAAUCAAGAGUCGUAAACGGCAAUGGCGGAGACGAUAGGCUGUUCUCAUGCAACUAUUGCAUGAGGAAGUUUUAUAGCUCACAAGCAUUAGGAGGACACCAAAAUGCCCACAAGAGAGAAAGAGGAGCAGCCAAAAGGCAACAGUCAGAUCCCAAGAUGGUGAUGCUCUCAACAAUGGCUGUUUCUCUCAACUAUGCAGUUGCUUCACUUGGUAUUAAACCUCAUUCCCUUCCCCAUAAUCCUACACAAGGUGGGAUUAUUCAAAAAACACCACUGCCAAAAGUUUUGAGAAGAGAUCAAGAAGUCAUGGAAAUGGAUUCGAGUUGGCCCGGAAGCUUUCGAUUUAAGAGAGUAGAAAACCAAGGAUCAGCCAUCAACCAUCAUCUCGACUUGAACCUUCGGCUAUGAUCACAACGGUUUUAUGUAUAAAUUUACAUACUCCUUCCGUCUUUGUACUUUUCAUUCUUGUUUGUUGAAUACCUCUACUUUUAAAAAUGUUCAUUUUGUAAUCUAUCUAUUUUCGAGUUUUGUUCAUUUUUAUAAGCCCGUUGUAUAGUUAAAAUUUAUUGAA